GAACGAUGACCGAUGCCAGUGCAAAUAGUCUGGAUGUCUCCGUGGACGUCGUGUGGCCCACCAUCAUCGUCCUGGCCAUGCUGGUGAUAAACGGCUUCGUCUUCGCCUACAUCAUGCGAAAGCGGCGGGAGUACAAGAGCCAGGAGGAGCAACAACCUGUUCCACAGGCCACCUACUCGGCCACCAGCGAAGUGGCCACCGCACCCACGGAUCAGGAGGAGGAUGAUAGCUGUGCCAUCGAGAUGGAGCGCCUGUAGGAUCUAAAAUCGUAUUAGCUAUCAGCCUGUAUAGCUCGCAGAUACUCACUGUACCCCCUAUAACGUCCAAGCUCUCAACUGCAACGAAGUUUCCUAAGCUAAAAGAUAUAUCUAGAGGUCUAGAAAUAGAACCUAGAGAUAUUCCAAGAUAUACAGUACGUAUACGUCGAGUGCCUGGAUCGCACGUGCAUUUAAUUACGGUUUUUAAGUUGUUAAAAAAGUAUACAAAUAAAAGAUGUGUGAAUAUUUUAUCAUGCCAUAUCGAGGA
Molecule: messenger RNA, 525 nt
Organism: Drosophila takahashii
Lineage: Eukaryota; Metazoa; Arthropoda; Insecta; Diptera; Drosophilidae
Source: RefSeq, a predicted model, not a curated record